UUAGUCCUUUUUUUCCACUUCUGUCUCGUUUAUUGUUGCUUCGCUUAUCUGCCAUUUGCUGAGUAUUAGUAAUAAAACUUAUGCUCAUAAAUUGUGUGAACUCUCUUCUCUCUUCCUUUUUUUCUUCUUCAAUACAAUAACAGACGCUUACUUGUAGACAAACCUCUGCUUUUCCAUUCUCCAUUCUCCAGUUUUCUUCAACCUAGGGACAAUGAAUAAAUGGGCUGGAUCAAUUUUCCUAUGCAUUUUGGGCAUGUUGCUUCUGAUGAACUGGUCAGUCAUGGCGGAGGUGGAGACGUGCUCGGGGAUAGUGCCAAUGCAGUAUAGGUAUGAUAAGAUAUCAAUAUUGGACUAUGGAGGUGUAGGUGACGGACGGACGUUGAAUACGAAAGCGUUUAUGGAAGCAAUUUUUCGAAUUCAGCACUUGAAGAGGAGGGGUGGAACGUUGCUUUACGUACCUGCUGGUGUAUAUUUGACUGGUCCAUUUAAUCUUACUAGUCAAAUGACUCUUUAUUUGGCCCGUGGUGCUGUUAUCAAAGCCACUCAGGAUGCCAGUCAAUGGCCAUUAGUUGAUCCAUUGCCUUCAUAUGGGAGAGGAAGAGAGCGACCUGGUGGAAGGUAUAUGAGCUUACUCCACGGAGACGGGCUCCAUGAUGUGAUUAUCACCGGUGAGAAUGGUACUAUUGAUGGCCAGGGUGAUGUUUGGUGGAAUAUGUGGAGGCAAAGAACUCUUCAAUUCACAAGACCUCAUCUCAUUGAACUAAUGAACUCCAGAGGCAUAAUCAUUUCUAAUGUCAUUUUCAAGAACUCUCCCUUUUGGAAUAUCCACCCUGUUUAUUGCAGCAAUGUUGUUAUUCGGCAUGUCACCAUACUGGCUCCAGCUGAUUCUCCAAACACCGAUGGAAUUGAUCCAGAUUCAAGCUCCCAUGUUUGCAUAGAAGAUUCCUACAUUUCUGUAGGGGAUGAUCUAGUAGCUGUGAAGAGUGGAUGGGAUCAAUAUGGCAUUGCUUAUGGUCGCCCUAGUCAUGGCAUAACCAUCCGAAGGAUAACUGGAUCAUCUCCAUUUGCUGGAAUUGCUGUUGGAAGUGAAACUUCCGGUGGCGUAGUGGAUGUUUUAGCUGAGCAUAUAAACCUUUUCAACAUGGGAGUUGGCAUUCACAUUAAGACAAACAUUGGUCGAGGAGGGGUGAUCAGAAACAUUACGGUCGCAAACGUCUACAUGGAAAAUACACGAACAGGGAUUAAGAUUGCAGGUGAUGUUGGGGACCAUCCAGAUGAAAAAUUCAAUCCGAAUGCUCUUCCAGUGGUUAAGGGUAUCAAGAUUAAGGAUGUUUGGGGUGAAAAGGUUUUGCAGGCUGGUUUGAUCCGUGGUUUGAAGAAUUCCCCUUUCUCUGGGAUUUGUCUCUCCAAUAUCAACCUUCAUGGCAACAAACCCGGACCACGAAAUUCCCCUUGGAAAUGCUCAGAUGUUAGCGGAGCUGCAAUUCAAGUCAGCCCUUGGCCUUGCUCAGAACUCACCAGCAGCCAACAAACUGGUUAUGUGCAUGGUGGAAAUGGUGGUGGCAUAGUCUGUUAGGAAGCCUAGAUGAUCUGGCCCGAAAGUGGCGGUUGAUCGGACGAAGCCGGACAAACGUCAAAGGUAAUGCCUUGAUCUUUUUGGCCUUAGGUUCAGGAAGAUCUUGAAUCUCUUGAACAUGGUGAGUCUCUUUGUCAAGCUGGUUUGUGGGGGUGGCGUCGCGUUCGGGGAGAGUAUGGGGAAGUUUGAUAUCAUUUUCUUGUUGAGUUAAGGGUGUGCGAGCAAAUGAGAGGGUGAAGAAGAUGAAGAAAAUGGCAAUGGAGAGUUUGUCCAUUAUGUGAAUUGGUUUAAAAUAACUAAGUUUAUUUCUGUCUAAAGGAGAAAAGGAAAGACAUGGUUAUAUAUAGGAUAAAGCAACGGUAAACUCGGUUAACCAUCAAUGUGAAUGAUUAUUAUUUCCUCAUUUGGAAAGGUGGGCAGUAAAUAUGGGGAAAGAAGAGGGGAAAAUGUAGUGACAUUUGAAUCCCACAUUAUUUGUGCGUAGAGGGAAAUAGUAACCAUUUGGCUGUAAUUUCAAUAUCAUUGUCCACGUUGUUGGAGUUGAACUACCAAAGCUUUGGAUGGAUCUCUAACUCACCUUAUGAAAUUUCAAUGGAGACAAAUAAAAUUA
Messenger RNA from Nicotiana attenuata, 2186 nucleotides. Its product is annotated as probable polygalacturonase. The coding region runs from base 212 to 1576 and encodes 454 amino acids. Gene Ontology annotation, molecular function: polygalacturonase activity. The record is from RefSeq and is a predicted model, not a curated record. The transcript is spliced from 7 exons. Lineage: Eukaryota; Viridiplantae; Streptophyta; Magnoliopsida; Solanales; Solanaceae. Gene Ontology annotation, biological process: carbohydrate metabolic process.